GAGUUACAUGAGGAUGCAAACCAGCAUCCACAGUCGUCUCAAAUCUGGACUGAAUUUAUGCCGCAUAUGCACCUCAAUCUAUUAAACAGCCGAGACUGAAAUGAAUGCAUUAUGCCAACGUUAUCUGUGAUUUCAAUAUGCAUCAUAAUUGUUGCAGUUAUUUUAAUAAUAACAUGCAUAGUAUUCUACAUCAAUAGAGAAGACGUCAGUUCUUUCUUACGUUAUCAUUUAAAACAAUUUCGACUUCGGCACAUUACACCACGAUCGCAAAAUCCUUGCAUUUUACCAGAUGCUCAACCUGUAAGAAAAAUAGAGAAAAUAGAUACUCAUCACCAUAUGAUUCCGGCUCUUUAUCUUGACCAUAUCAAACAAAACCCGAACGAACCUAAUGAUUUAAUAUUUCCAACAUGGUCUCCACAGACCUCUCUUGAUUUUAUGGCAAAAAAUUCCAUCUCGACCUCCAUCCUUUCAUUUGCUCAUGCCGCUCUCGAUGAUUCAUCCCUCUGCCAAGACAUAAACAUUUACGCCCAUAAUUUACGUCUACAAUAUCCCACAAAGUUCGGCUUUUUCGCCACUAUUCCAUCCAUAACUGUAGCUUCUCUACCAGAAGUACUUGCUAGCAUUAAGUUCUGCUGUGAAAAGCUUAAUCCAGACGGUUUCACACUUUUUACGAGUUAUGAUGGGAAAUAUCUUGGACACGAAAUGUUUCGACCUGUUUGGGAAGAAUUGAAUAGAGUCAGCGCGGUGGUAUUCAUACAUCCCAUUGCUAAUUCACUCUCCCCGCAAUCGCUCGAAAAUCCUUCGUUGAUUCCACCUCUUGUCGACUUUACACAUGAAAUGACACGCACAGCAUGUUCUCUCAUCUACUCCAAUACUUCAUCCACAUAUCCAAAACUCAAGAUUAUCCUCUCGCACGCAGGAGGCACUCUGCCUUAUAUUAGUACCUCGAUUGCAAAUAUGACUUUUGAUGCCUGCAUCAGUGUUAAAACACCUGAGCAGUUCAUGAAGGAAGCGAGCAGCUUUUAUACGGAUUUGGCAGGGAGCAGCUAUAGUGGACCUGUGGGGUAUAUUGAAAGAUGGUUGGGGCCUGCCAGAACUACCUACGGCAGUGAUUUUCCGUUUCCAAUAGAAAGUACCAUGGUAGAAGAAUUGGAGUUCUUAGAUGUUUGCGUAUACAAGAAUGGGGUUGAAGGAGAGGCUGUUUUGAGAAAAACUGCAUUGGAAUUGUUUCCAAGAUUGAAGGCUCAAAUUGACGAGGCUCAAGUGACUAAGGAGAAAUCUUUGAUUGAAAAUCUGAGUGCAAGCAGAGGCGAAGGUGAUAUUGCUUUCAGUAAUGCUGUUUGAUGGGCAGAUGUGGGACCUGAAACUGUGUAUCCUAGUAGAAUGAGUCGGUAGCCUUUCUGGCGCAACCGUUGCUCAUUGUGAUUUUGUUGAAAUCUGAGUUUGCCUCUUGAUGAUCUAAGCGAGUCAAUCAAUUCUGUUAAUCAUUACAACUUAGUUCUGAACCACUAAGAAUCUUGAGAGUGAAGAGCAAGAUGUGGCUUGGAGGCUUGCGCAAUUGGAUUUUCAUUAUUGAGAGUACGCA
Botrytis cinerea B05.10 is the source of this 1585-nucleotide messenger RNA. RefSeq lists its product as hypothetical. Gene Ontology annotation, cellular component: cytosol; cytoplasm. Bases 112 to 1344 code for a protein of 410 amino acids. The transcript has 3 exons. The record is from RefSeq and is a predicted model, not a curated record. Gene Ontology annotation, molecular function: carboxy-lyase activity; hydrolase activity. Gene Ontology annotation, biological process: secondary metabolic process. Lineage: Eukaryota; Fungi; Ascomycota; Leotiomycetes; Helotiales; Sclerotiniaceae.